UCCGGAGCCACGAGCUGCGUCCGCUGCUUCCACCUGGCGCUGCGCUCGCCCAACGUGCUGCAGGUGCACACCGAGGGCCUGGACAAGUGCUACCUGACGGAGGAGCGCGCCCGCGCCUCCUGCCCCAACGAGGCGGCCCUGCGCGCGCGCGCCGCCCACACCACCCACACCGAGAUCAUCCUCUACAAGACGCGUGACCACCAAGGGCAGCCUGUGCGUGAGCAAUACUGCCCCAUCAGCGGCCACUUCUCCUUCACGUCGCGCGGCGGGCCGGGCGGCGGGGGCGGCUUCGGCGGCGGCGGCUUCGGGGGCGGCUUCGGCGGCGGGCCGCGCCGCGACUGCCCCAACGCGCAGAUGUCGCAGGUGGACAGCUGCCCGUCGGGCUCGCAGCUCAACAUGCGCUACCGCAACUGCAACUUCCCCGACUUCGACGUGACGUACGCGUGCCUGGGCCACUGGGAGGGGCCGGCCGGCCAGCACUACCUCGCGCUGCUCAACCGCGCCCUGUUCGCGGAGGACGCGAGCACGGGUGCCGUGGCCAUGGCCUUCUCCAGCGACUCCACGUGCCGCUCCGACCUGCGCAACGCGUCGUGGGGGUUCGAGGCCCUGCAGCUGACGCCGGUGGCCGCGCAGCCCUGGCCCGACGCCGCCGACGCCGCCGCCUGCCGCUUCCCGGCCUGGGCGCAGGGCCGCUGGCAGCAUCUGCACGUGGACGGGAACACGCUGGUGUACCGCGACCACACCAACUUCCGCACGUACACGGCGCGCUGCGUGGGCGGGCGGGCGGCGCCGGGCGAGGAGCGCUUCCUGGUGUACGCGCGCACGCAAUGGAAG
Molecule: messenger RNA, 834 nt
Organism: Gryllus bimaculatus (two-spotted cricket)
Lineage: Eukaryota; Metazoa; Arthropoda; Insecta; Orthoptera; Gryllidae
Source: the annotation of a GenBank genome assembly